Messenger RNA from Carica papaya (papaya), 1064 nucleotides. Its product is annotated as DUF4228 domain protein. The record is from RefSeq and is a predicted model, not a curated record. NCBI's taxonomy places the organism in Eukaryota, Viridiplantae, Streptophyta, Magnoliopsida, Brassicales, Caricaceae.
ACGGCUAAAGACUUUUUCUCUAAGUCAAUCUCUCUCCUUAAUUUCUUCUAUAUAAUCCAACCACUCUCUUUGGCUCCUUCUUUCUCUUUCAGCUCCAUUAACAAACACCGAAAACCUCUGCGAAUAAUUCUCUCCGCAACUUCUCUACCUUCAAUGGGCAAUGCCGUGUCUCCUUGUUGGAAACGGACCGGCUGUUGCGGCCGCCGGUCCGUCAAGCUCGUCUUCUGGGGGGGAACCACAAGGGUAAUCCAUGGUAAGCACAUAGCCGGGGAGAUCAUGUUUGAAUCGCCUGAUAAAAUAGUUUGUCAUGCGGAUUCUUUCUUCAUCGGCCACCCUAUCCCGGCACUUUCACUCGACGAUGAACUCCUUCCCGGCCAAACCUACUUCGUCCUCCCCAUCGACCGCUUUGCGUGCAGCGUGUUAACGGCUUCUUCCCUCGCUGGCUUAAGCUCCUCCGGUCCUAAACCUGCCGCCCCGAUCAAGUUCGGCGACAGCCCGUUUCAGUAUUUAAAGGGUUCGAAUGGUAGGAUUUUGAUAAAGGUGGCGCCUGAGUUUAUAGCCAGGCUCAUUAAUGCCGGUGAAGAAGAAGACGAGGCAGGUGGGUCGGGUUCUAAUAGUCCGAGUUUUCUUUGUAGCACGCCGGAAUUGAAGAAGCAUUACGAGCAACUUGUUGGGUCGAAAGAACAGGUGUGGUCGCCGAAGCUGGAGACCAUUUCUGAGCAUAAAAUUAGGUUUUCACCUUGCAGGUUUAUAGGAUUGGAGUGGAAGCAGAAAGAGAAGGAAGGGUGAUUUUUAAUUUUUUUGGAUUAAAAUUAAAGUUCAUCUCUUCAUCUUUUCUUUUUCUUCUCUCCUUUAAUUUUGAUUCGAUGUAGAUUAUAAAUGUUAAUGAUCACUAGUGUCAAUCUUGUUGGUGAAGAAAGGAAGGAAUUGAUGUACAAAUCACAUGAGAUCACCAAGUAGGUAGGUUUAUAUAUGUUAAUUAGGGUUUGUCACAAUUGUGUUGUACAAAUUAAUUGUAAUCUAGAAAAGGUUUUUGAUGAAAUUAAGAGAUUCUGCUGCUCCAA